This is a messenger RNA of Bombus terrestris (buff-tailed bumblebee), 4002 nucleotides long. Its product is annotated as EF-hand calcium-binding domain-containing protein 11-like. The coding region runs from base 3307 to 3735 and encodes 142 amino acids. NCBI's taxonomy places the organism in Eukaryota, Metazoa, Arthropoda, Insecta, Hymenoptera, Apidae. The record is from RefSeq and is a predicted model, not a curated record. The transcript is spliced from 4 exons. Gene Ontology annotation, molecular function: calcium ion binding.
ACUUACGCAGCAGGCGAUAAGGGUUUUACGCGUGAAAAUAUAGCGUGAAGAACGCACAUACCCCAACCAUUCGCAUUCAGGAAAGUACGAACGAACGUUAUUAAGGAUGCUCCUCGUGGACGAUACCGAACCGGCUUAAUGGAUUCAAUGUCGAAGGAUUUCAUUUAUCCAACCAAUGUGUAAGUGCGUGUUUUCCAAGAAGAACGGACUGGCAGACGACAGAAGAAGGAGAAAAUUUCCGGGCGGUGCGAUAGUCUGUCUCCCGGGGGAAGAACCCAAUACGAACGAACUAGACUUCGAAAUCCAUGGCAAUAGCUGAGGAGCGUGCGUGAGCGCGCGCGCGCGUAAUAUCGCAAACGCAUUUAUACUAUAUGCGUGCAAUAUGCAAGAACGUUCACACGCACCUCUAUACCUUACGAACCUUCCCAUUGCACGAUGCACUAAUCACGGUAAAAGCCAUAGCUCGCGUCCGUUAUAUCCGUUAUCCGGCUGUGUCUUGCCUUACUUAAUGGAAAUAUGAGAGGCGUUACACUCGUCUGGUGACACGUCUAUCCCGUUUUUUUAUUUCUAGUAAUACCGCGGGGACAUUGUUCUACAAACACGGCCGCCGCUGUGUCAACGCGCCGCGUCAACACGGCGUCGAGAGACGUCUCAUCGUCGCAGCGCGCCGCGAAGCCUCGACCUCUACCCGAAAUUGUAUUCGCACUCGCGAAAAACACCACACGGCCAAUACUAAUCGACCGCCUAAUCGAAACGCCAUGAAACAGAUUCUAGUCCUCGAUAAGAAAAAGCAUCGAUCGCUUUCGCGCAUUCCAUUCAUGGUGCUAAAUCUGCAAAUGUACCGCUGCGAUAAAGAGAUCGUCAUUACGAUUCUGUAAUUACCAGGCACAUGGAUAUAACGUCAGAGUCAAUUAAACGCGACACCGGAUAUCGUUUCGGUUUUGCAUGGUGCACACUGCGAUCGCAUGGCGUUUUCAAGAUUCGAGCUCGACUAGUCGUGUCCACCUGUGAGCGGUGCAGGGCAAAUUGUGAUUUAUGCGGCCAACAUGUUGCCGACUGACGAAAGAGAAUUGUGGACGUAAUGAGUUAUGGUGAGUCGCGGCUUAAUGCAAAUAUAUGGUCCGUUGCCAUGUAAUCAGCCAGUCGCUUGACAUCAUGCGUGUGUGUGCACGACGGAAGAGAACGCGUUUUACCAUGGCCUGCGAAUCAAACUUUUCUUCCAUGCGAGACCAUGCGUUUAACGGGGGCGUAGUAAACGUAGUAUCGCCAGUAAACGUUUCUCCACAGCGUUCGCUGGCAAUCGCGCUAUCGUCGCCUAGCUUCCUUAUCCGCCCCAGAACCCCUCAUUCGAACGAUAUUGGCAUAUUUUCUGUGUAACUUCAAGGGUGAACGAAGGCCUAGACACCCUUCGCUACCGUGGAGAUCGCGCCGCACUGACGAUAAACCCGUAGACAUGAAACACGGGGCGCUAUGGGUACCAGGCGUUGCUGAUUCACCGAUAGUUUCGACUAUGUUUAUUAACGACGAGUAAUAUUCUUAGAUAAAUGCGACGAUAUUCGAAGCGUGAACAGGCAUCGCCCCGCAGGCAAAUAGUGCGUGAAAUGGAAACGCAUGCAAAUUGCAACGAGUCAACCGGUAAACUACACGUUAACGUUAACGCGUGUUAGUACGUUACCGUGCGAUAUAUAAACGAGCAUACAUUUUCCGUUCGAUGUCGACGCGCGAUUUCCGCUGUUCGCCAACUCGAAACGUCGCCCGAGAAUCCAAUAACAAAACGCGAACUAGUUUUCGAAGAGCGGUGCGCAGUCGCCGCGAUAGUAAGGGUCUCCAGGGCUGUGAGCUCGUUGAAACCAACCCUUGAUAGGUGCACUUUUGGGGUAGCCGGCAAGCCCCCUACGCUAGUGACUGUGCUUCAAGCCUCGAGUGCCCAGCGAGACGCGCAAGAGCGAAGGGCUGUGCGUAUACCGGCUGUGUCACGAGACGAACUACAUCCAAGAUGAAAUUUCAAAUAUUCCACGCUUCGCGUUUAAUCCUCUUUUUAAGGAGAACCUGUACACGUAAUCCCUGCGAUGCUCCAGCGGAACUUCCUCUUCCUCAAUGGCAGAAAAUACGAUACCGUACCGUAAACUUCUGUUUUACGAUUGAAAUAUCCAUAUCGUGAUCUUAUUCUUUACGAACGUUUACCUACGUGAAUUUUAUGGUCCGUCGAAGAGUAUCGGCUGAUGAAACAACGACACCAUAAGGCUCCGCUUUUAAGCCGAGAUUGCCUGUGCUUUGCGCCGGAAGCACACGUGUUUCAAAGGCGGCUCGUCGUCGCGUCUAUAAAGAGCAAAAAAAAAAGAAACAGAACUCCUGCCGCCACGCUAGAUUCCCAUCUGUGACGGCGCGUCGCCCGGAGAAUCGCGGCGAGACGAAGAAUUAUGAAAACUACUUAAUUCGUUGCUUCCAAAAGGGCACGAAACUCGAACGAAUUGCAGACAAGGAAACUGCGUUAUUGAAACGUGGUACCUUUGACAAAAGAGCAUCUAUCGUUGGUCAUAGUUCAGUUUGUCUCGAAGGAACUCUCUGAAUCGAUACGAUCGUUGAACUGUACAGAUUUUAUCAGAAUUCUGCCACACGUAGAAACGUCUCGCCUCGUAUGAAAUCGUCGUUGAGAAAUAAACACAAUAUCUGCGAGGUAUAUGCUUUGUUUGAACUGUCGUCGAUGUCGCAGUGAGAACGUACGACAGACGAUCGUGCGAAACGCACAUCAUUAGCGCUAUAUAAAUAAUCGUACUGGCCUGUCGUCGUAUUAGCCUGUUUCGUCGAGCGAAUGCGCGUGAAAAAUAAUAUCGUGCCCAUUACGAUAUACGCAUAUGCGUGGAACAGAAAAAAGGAAUAAACGGGUUUAAAUGGCGGGUAAUUAAAAACCGGGAAGUAAAAUCAGCCGGGGUUACAGCUCAUUAGUUUUCAGCGACGAAGAACGGUAACAGAGGCCGCGAAAACGUCCGUUGAAUGCCGGAUAUAGCAGACGCGUUAUGUCAUCGGGCGCACACAGCCGCAGGAAGACGCGUGUACGUGUCCCGCGGCGGCGUUAAUUGGCCCCGCGAUGAAUAUUACAAAAUACCACAGCCUGAAAGGAGAGGCACCGCUUUAAUUACAAUAUAAUGCGUGUCGGCCGAGCUCCUCGCGUGAAAGACCGAUACCUUCUGUCUCUUAUUACGCUAUUACGCGACUGCAGGCAACACCUCGCUUUCAUCAAAUUGCUUAAUAUGGAAAUCGUUCAAGAAAGUUUCAUUCCAGCCGGAUUCAUUCGAGGAGGCCGAGAUGAAGCCAAACGGCAUCAAGGAUCGCGCGAGCAUUGCCUUCAACUAUGCCGACGUUGAUGGAAGGGGAUCUUUGAGCAAACGAGAGUAUAAAAUAGCGAUGACUGUUGUCUUCGGAUGUCGCCCGAACAAAACGGAAGUGAAGCAGAUUUUUCAGUCUACCGAGAGAAUUCUGUACGGAGAGUUUGAAUCAUGGGUGUUCAAGAAGAGUAAAACGGAUGAUUCAUACGUUAAUGCAGAAUUAUUAUUCGCUUUACUGGAUAAGGAUCAUAAAGGAUAUUUAAUAUUGGAUGAUUUCUAUUCUGCAAGCAAGUCUGUCAACUUGAAAGUAUUACCGACAAUGUGGCAAACGAUGUUCAAAGAAUUAGAUCGUUACAAAAAAGGAUACAUCGAUUUUUAUGAAUUUUUACGUAUAUUACCGACAACAUAAGAGGUAGUCUGACUUAGUACAAAUAUCUUAAGUAUAAAACAAUAAAAAAUCAAAUAUUUUGUCUUGUAUCGUAAUCUCCUAGUACGUUUACUAAAUUAACACAUUAUUUAUAUUCUUAUAGAUUAUAUUCGUACGAAAAUAAUUAUGAUUUAUAGGAAAAAAUACCGAUUUCUUACCGAUGAUGUACAAGAUGCGUUAUGCUAUAUACGGUAAAAAUAACUAAUACUAUGACACAUUAUAAGACCACGUACUUGUAAAAAGUUCAUU